GUCAUUGAUUGGCAGACAUUGCUCGCGACACAACACUCCCUGCAAUGGCCUCGGCGUCCGGUCCCUACAACUACUCCUACAUCUUCAAGUACAUCAUCAUCGGCGACAUGGGCGUCGGCAAGAGCUGUCUGCUCCACCAGUUCACCGAGAAGAAGUUUAUGGCCGACUGUCCGCACACAAUCGGCGUCGAGUUCGGCACGCGCAUCAUCGAGGUGUGCGGCCAGAAGAUCAAACUGCAGAUCUGGGACACGGCCGGACAGGAACGCUUCCGAGCCGUGACGCGCUCUUACUACAGGGGCGCCGCGGGCGCGCUCAUGGUCUACGACAUGACGCGGCGCUCCACCUACAACCACCUGAGCUCGUGGCUGACGGACGCGCGCAACCUGACCAACCCCAACACGGUCAUCUUCCUCAUCGGCAACAAGUGCGAUCUGGACGCCCAGCGCGACGUCACGUACGACGAGGCGAAGGCGUUCGCCGACGAGAACGGACUCACGUUCCUCGAGACGAGCGCCAAGACGGGCGACGGCGUGGAGGAGGCGUUCUUGGAAACCGCGAAACGCAUCUUCCAGAACAUCCAGGACGGCUCGGAGCUGGACUUGCGGCGGCUCAGCCCGCAGGUCGUGUUCGGGUUGGGGCACGACAGCCGCGUCCGCGAGUCGCGGCCUUCUCUCCCGCCGGCGCUGCCGCCUCCGCGCACAGUCACAAUUAACAAAUUUUUUAUUUGUGAUUAA
Messenger RNA from Medioppia subpectinata, 734 nucleotides. Lineage: Eukaryota; Metazoa; Arthropoda; Arachnida; Sarcoptiformes; Oppiidae. The record is from the annotation of a GenBank genome assembly.